GCGCGGAGCGGGCGCUGGGGCCGCGGCCGGGGAUGGGGGCGGCCGGCGGCGCGGGCAGCUGAGCGGCGCGGAGCGUCCUGGGCCUCCCCGUCCCGCCCGGCCGUCGCCGCCGUCCCCGCCACCAUGAACCGCCUCGGCUCCGGACCCGUGGGCAGCGCCGCCGCCGCCGCUGCCGCCGCCGCCGGGCAGUACCGGGUGUGCGGCAAUUGCCGGAAGGUGCCGAGACAGGUAUCGGGGGGCGCCCGCACGGAGGCGGCGGGAGCUGCGGGAGAGGAGAAGAGAGUACAGGUCUCCCCACCGUUGACAAGAGGACCAAGUGCCUUUAUACCAGAGAAUGAAGUUAUGCAAGCAAACGGUUUGGAUGAACGUACUAAUCUUCUUGUGGAAGAAUAUUCUACGUCUGGCCGCCUGGACAACAUCACACAGGUCAUGAGUAUCCACACUCAAUACCUGGAGUCUUUCCUCCGCAGCCAGUUCUAUAUGCUGCGCAUGGAUGGGCCCCUUCCUCUGCCCUACAGGCACUACAUUGCUAUCAUGGCUGCUGCCAGACAUCAGUGUUCCUAUCUAAUAAAUAUGCACGUUGAUGAGUUUCUGAAGACUGGUGGGAUUGCAGAGUGGUUGAAUGGUUUAGAAUACAUUCCCCAAAGACUGAAAAACCUGAACGAAAUAAACAAACUCCUUGCACACCGGCCCUGGCUGAUCACGAAAGAGCACAUCCAGAAACUUGUCAAGACUGGGGAAAAUAAUUGGUCUCUUCCUGAACUGGUUCAUGCUGUUGUCCUGUUGGCCCAUUAUCAUGCCUUGGCAAGUUUUGUGUUUGGCAGUGGCAUUAAUCCAGAGAGAGAUCCGGAUACAUCCAAUGGAGUCAGACUUAUAGCAGUCAACAACUUCUGUGUCUGUGAUCUUGCCAAUGACAACAACAUAGAAAAUGCAUCCCUCACAAGUAGCAACUUUGGGAUUGCAGAUUCUUUAAGUGAGCUGGAGGCCCUGAUGGAAAGGAUGAAGAGACUACAAGAAGAUAAAGAGGACGAAGAAGCCUCUCAGGAAGAAAUGGCAACUCGCUUUGAGAAGGAGAAGAAGGAGAGUCUGCUAGUAAUCAGUGGAGCAUUUGAUGAUGAAAUAGUUUCUACAGAUGUCUCCCGUUAUGUUGAAGAUCCUGGAUUUGGGUACAAAGACUUUGCAAGGCGAGGAGAAGACCAUCUGCCAACAUUUAGAGCUCAGGACUAUACUUGGGAAAAUCAUGGCUUUUCCCUUGUAAACAGGCUUUAUUCUGAUAUUGGGCAUCUCCUGGAUGAGAAGUUUCGGAUGGUGUAUAACCUCACGUAUAACACUAUGGCAACACAUGAAGAUGUUGAUACAACUACACUAAGAAGAGCUUUAUUUAACUAUGUCCACUGUAUGUAUGGAAUCAGGUAUGAUGACUACGAUUAUGGAGAAGUGAAUCAGCUACUUGAACGCAGCCUGAAGGUUUACAUAAAGACAGUGACCUGCUACCCAGAGAGAACGACCAAGCGCAUGUACGAUAGCUACUGGCGUCAGUUCAAGCACUCGGAGAAGGUUCAUGUCAAUCUACUUCUGAUGGAAGCUCGGAUGCAAGCCGAACUUCUGUAUGCCCUUCGUGCCAUAACUCGUCACUUAACCUGAAGCACUCGCUGGCCAGGAGUACAGGGGCUUUUACUGAGUAUGUAAAGACCUUUCAAAAUAGAUACACACCAGAAGCUGUUUGUGAUGUAGCAUCAGGUUAUUCAAUUCUCUAGUGUCAAAGUUUAGCCGUGCUUCUUGGCGGCUGUAAUGUGCAAUGACGUGUUUUAUUUUCUUGAUGCUUAACAUUACUAAUGAUAACAAAAGUAACACUGAGGAGCGCUACUCUGCAUUGUUUCCGGCUGGAUUUCUGCACGCUGGUCAGGAACCUGGAACUGGUUUUAUUGUAUCCAAUCCUAGCGCUUUGUUCUUUAGGCACUGGAGUGAAGUGCUUAGAGACUUCUUUUUCCAAGCAAUCAUUUUUCAGAUGAGUGGAGUCCAGCAGAAGAUCAGUUCUGCCUGUCCUGAGAACGUCCCACCACGUCGUGACUCGCGACAGAGACGCGCGGGCUGUGCCGCAUCAAAUUGCCCACUGGAUUCUCCCAUGUGUCCCGGAGACUGCUGCCAGUCACUGUCUUACUACAGCAAUUAGAGGUGAUGCAAGAUGUGGAUGCAAACAUCGAGCACACUUUAAUGUGAAAUUAAUCUUGAUAAAUCCUACAGCAUGCUACUGAAGUGCAAAAUUCAUUCACGCUUUGUCGUGCCCCUUCGCAAGGAGAAGAGGCCUCACGAUUUGCCAUUUUCAGCCACACUUACUGUGUUUCAAUCAUGCAUAGUCUUGUUUUACUGACAGUCACCCUCAGUUGUCCUGACAAUAUCCAUGCUCAUCACGUGUUGCAAUUUGUUUAGUUGGCACCUAUAAAAUUAAUACACAGGCUGACCAAAAAUAGGGUUGUGGGGUUUUUUGCACUCUCUUCUUUAUCAAUGUUUUAACUAAGGAAAGUCAAGGAAGGCUAGUAUAUCUAUUCUUUCAUACUGGAUGUAUAGAAAUUAUUUCCCAUAACUUUUUCAUAGCAUGAAAUUGUAAUAUUCAAAGUUUUAAAAGUUUCUAUGCAUUAGUGUGAGUGAACAAAAGAAAAGUGCAAUAUUUAAAAAGAAAGCAAGCUUUUUUCCCUGACAUGCCACUGCUAAAGUGUCCUUCUUAUAGAGCCAUAAAGAAAUUUUAAAACCAAAUUUCUUUAUUGUCUAAGGCCUAGCAGUUUUGUUUUAGCUUUUACGGCUUAAGACAACCUGAUACUGAGAUGCCAAAGUAUCCCCAAAACAAAGCAUUUUUGGACAACCAGUAAUAUUGGGGAAGGGAAGAAAUAAGCUGCCAAAAAUGUCACACUUUUGUGCUGUUUUCUGUUGCUUUUGCCUAAUUUUUGAGAGCACAAAAUGUUGAUAUUUAUAGCUUUAUUUUGUAUUGCAUUUAAUGAACCAGUGAAGUGCCUAAAGAGAUGCUUAAACUUACCCAGUAGAACACAAGUUAACUGCUUCAAAUUUGUCUGUUGGUUUGGACUUUUCAUAUUUCUUUUGAGGAGGGUGACCUUUAUUUCUGUGGUACACAUUCAAAACUAACUGGGCAGGUUUAUUUUUAAUGUUCUGUUAGAUUGUAGUAGUUAAAGCAGGACUUUUUUUUUCAUUGGUGAUUGCAGAAUUGUUAGAAAAAAAAUACUACCAGUCAUAUUUUGACACAUUUCAUUUACAAAACCAUGGACCAGUACUCUACUAAAGUUAGUUUUCUCUUUUCUUCCUUUUCCUGAUCCUUGCUUUGACUUUGCAUGUUGUUUUUUCUGCUUUAUCUGUCCGUUCCAGAUUGGAAAGCCCAAUGAUUGUACACUUUUCUGCACUUUCAGACUACAGACUCUGCAUGUGAAAACCUUUUGAAGAAAAAAAUCAGUAAUUUUUUUUUUUUAAGUGUCAUGUUGGCUAUUUAGAAAACUACCCAACAGACAGCACUGGUCUGUCUGCUAGAGAGCAUUGGGUAGAACAUCAGAUUUAUUUAUCUUGUAUAGCUAACUGCAAAGGUUUCUCAGAAAUACUGAGAUGUUCAUAUGUGUGAACUUAGAUUUUCUUUCUAAAUUGUUAUGAUCCUUUCCCCCUCUCUUGUGAUUGUAGUGGCCAUAAUGGCUUCUGCUGAGAGAAGUUUUCAUGCAAUACUUCUGGCUUUUUUCAAGUGAUGGGAACUGUUCAGUACUACUUUAAAUUUCUUUGCAUUGAAAAGUCAUGUAGUCCUCAAGAAGCACAGUUGAGCUCUGGAAAGGAGGUGAAACUAGAUUUGAGUAACUAAUGUGAUGGCUUUGUUUCCCCUCAGAAAUGCAAAGACUUCUGGAGUAGGUUGAGUUUUACAUUUGGAAACAUGAGUGCCUUUACUUCUUUCCUUAUGAAAUAUACUUGCCAGCUCAAAUGCCUUCAUGAGCAAAGUGCAUGAGCAGAUUUGAAAUACAGAAACCAUAAAUGGAUUGCUUCAUAAAACCUGUAGUAAACCAGUGUUUUGGUUUGGUUUUUUAAGUGCCAUAUCAAGUCUCAUAUGGCCUGCAAGACAUUCCAUCACAGGAAAUGUCAUUGUACAACUAGUUUACUAUUUCUCUCUCUUUUUUUUUUUUUCUUUAAUAUUCCAUGCAAACUUGAAACAUCUGGAAAUGUUUUCCACGUGGCAUUUCUUUUUCAAACAAUUGCAUUCACAGUGCAACAAUUUAUAGCCUAGUUUUUAUACACAAAUUUGGGAUUUUUAAUAGAUGUUUGCUCAGAAUAGGUGUUUAAAGUCAGACAAUGCUACCAUACACUUUAUGCAUGCUUUAGGUUCACACUGUGCCAGCUUUUAAUGUUCAAGUGUUCUUGGAAAAUUUUUUUUGCAUUUUUAAAGCAUGCAUGAAUGUGAAUCUUCACACUUUGUUCAUUAAUAUUUUUCUUAAGGGUACCAUAAUGAUUGGAAAUGUAGAUCCUCUCCCUCUGUGUUCCUUCAUUGGAAUUGGUAAUUACCAGCAUUCAUGUUAGUCCACAAAAUCCCAGCCGUGACCAACAUAAAAACAAAGUGUACAGUCUCCUGUCUGCUGAAGAGAAAGCCUGAUAGGUACAAAUUAACCAGCUAGCACAGGGAACACUGUGAGUAUGGAACAGGGCUUUUGAGCAUGAACAGCUUCUUAUCAUUGCAGAGUCACUUAAAAUGUGCGUUGCUGUAGAGUAUGUCCUUGCUCUAUUUUUUUUUUUUUUUUGGUAAUGAAGAGAAGUGAAAAAGGUGCCAACUGGAGAAAGCAUUUGCAUUUCCCAGAACACUCUACCCACAGCUGAAUUUCAUGAGAGUAUCAUUAUACGAGAACAGAAAUAAUUGUUAAAACAGAAAUAAUAAUUUUGGGUGCAGUUUGUGCAGAUAGCUACUACAGCUAGUGCCGUGGUGUCUGCCCCUCCUCUUCCCUCUCCAAGAAGUUUUAACUGCAUUGGGGUCUCCCCUCAGUCUCCUCCAGGCUGAACAAACCAAAUGAUCUCAGCCACUCCUCAUGUGGCUUCUCCUCAGGGCCCCUCACCAUCCCUGUGGCCCUUCUUUGGAUGCUCCCUAAAAGUUUCAUAUCUUCCAUAUUGGGGCACCCCAAGCAGCAAGCACCCCAACAUCUGAAUGUUUGAGUCAGAUUUUUAAAGAAACUGAAUCACCUAAAUGAAAUAGAAUAAAAUUAAUUUCUAGAGACUAAAUGAAUAAUACGUACCAGGUCCAUGUGAUUCACAGUGAUUGUUAAUGAAAUGAGUUGUUUUGAGGACUUGAGGUGAGGCUGCCCCAGUGCAGAGCAGAGCGGGACAAUCCCCUCCCUUGCCCAGCACCUUGAUCCUUGAAAAGGAUUUACUUCAGCUGUAAGAGUUAAAGAAUUGCCACUAUCACCUCUUCCUAUGUAAAAUAAAGUUUUAAGGACAGGAAAAUCAGUGCUUGUAAACAAUUGCAGAUGUAAGUAUAAAUUUAGAACAGAUCAGAAGAGAACAAAAAGGAAAACAUUUUGUUGCUCUGUUACUUGAGUGCAGAAAGUCAAAGCACCAGAUUAUUCAAUUGUAUUUUUGUUUAUAGUGCUACUGAUAUUUUAAUGGGAUUUGAAAAAAACAGCUAGCUGCCUGAAUUUCAAUGGGGAUUUAAGCACCCAGGCACUCAGCAAAAUCCUAGAAGAUGCCCACUUGAAUGUUUGAGUCAGAUUUUUAAAGAAACUGAAUCACCUAAAUGAAAUAGAAUAAAAUUAAUUUCUAGAGACUAAAUGAAUAAUACGUACCAGGUCCAUGUGAUUCACAGUGUUUGUUAAUGAAAUGAGUUGUUUUGGGGACUUAAUGUAGACUUAGAGAGAUCUCUCCUAAAGCAGUUAAACUGUAAGCCACUGCUCUUGCAGAACAGGUUCUCAAUGUUUCUCAUGCAUGUGUGUUUUCCAUGAACAUAGGCAUGCAUUUCAGGCUCAUGACCCAGAAUUUGGACUCCCUUUCAGAAGAGCUGGGUUGUUUAAGCUCUGCUUGCAGGAAACAUUCAUUGGUGGUAGUAAGUGGAAAGAAUGUGCCUGAACUAAAAAUUUUUGGAUCAAAAGAAAUACCCCAAAUCUUGAUCUCAAGUGAUGUCCUUUCAGUUACUUUCUAUAAAUGUUUGGAUCCUUCUCCCAUAGAUAAGGGGUGAUGUUGCACAAAACAAAGGAAGAGGGAGUGGAUUUGUUGUAAAUGAACUUUGCCAGAGCGGAUCUGACUAUAAAGCUGUAAGAUUUAGUUGCUGUUAGCAGUCAUUCCAAGAGCUGGACAAAAUGUCAGUUUUCAUUACCUGAACUUCAGGUUUACUGUUCCUCAUGUCCCCCAGCACUAUGUUUGUCUGAAAAGGUGCAUCCACCAGCUUUCCUAUAUUUGGGAAAUGAAAGUGAAACAUUUUAUCUCCAAAUGAAAAUUAAUAUAGUAUUUCAUACCUACUGCAUAGAUUACAGGUGUGAGAGAUGGAGAGAGCACAGUAGAAUGAGGAAACUUCAGGAGCAUCUUGAUCAGUGUUAAUUUAUUCCUUAGAGCACAUUUCCUGGCAGGUGGUCAUGCUGCUGCUCCCCCAGUCUGCAUCAGGUCUCUCUUGCAGAUAUUUAAUCCUUUGCUGCUCAUCAGGGGAAAAAUUGUCAUUUUCCAGCCUGCCACCACCCCUGUCCUGCAUCAAGUGCUUCCUGUGUUCCCAGUUCCCAACCCCAAGCAGCUUCCCAGCUGCUGGGACAACCUCCCAGCCUUAACCUUGAAAACAAGGUUCCUCUGUCACUGCCUGUUGGUAAGGGCAGAGGCUCUUCCUCGCAUUUAGAAUUGCCGUAGUAGAUUAUUUCUGGACAGGAAAAUGCUAAAUGUGGUUCAAAAGGAUGAACCACAGUAUUUGCUUAGUAGUGUGUCAAAGAGUUACAGAGUCAAAGAGUGUGUCUGGAGUUACAGUAAAAAUGCAGUGGAUUCACUAAGGAAAUUUUCUUUGGUGAAACGCCCCAUGCUUGAGCUAUCAGCUGUGCAGGUUCUCAGAGGGACAUCUAACAGGGAAUUUGAGGUCCCCUUCUGCCAGGCAGGCUUACAGGGCCACCUGGCUGGCAGUCCCUUGGGUGCUUUGCAGCCAGGCAGACUGCAUCCAGCCUCUGGAACAAGUGGAUUUGGGUUUUUCAUUUAUCUAUGGGAAAAAAUCCAAAUGCACAUUGUGGAGCAGCUGCUGGAGACAGAGUUGGGUGUUCCUAGGGUACUGAGUACCAUCAGGGCUUGUGGAAAAUAGAAACCUUGUUCCUGACAGUAGUUAGAGGUACUGGAGAUGCCAAUUGUUACAGUAACUGUGGGGAGCAAGGCAGUCUGUAGGCGUCGGGAGGCGCAGGUGCUCCAAGGGGACACGGCCGGCACAGGAGGAGUUGAGGUCAGCUGAAGAAACUUCCCUGCGUGUCUGAGAGGUUCUUUUGUGUGCCUGUGCAUAGGGGACGUGGUGGAGGAUGCCUCUUUCCACAGUGUCCAGAGGGCUUCUUUGGGACCAAAGCUGGGACCCUUUCCUUACUCCAGAGAUGGAGUAGGGGAAGGGAACCACUUUGCCCAAGAAAAACUUGCUGCUGUUGAAUUGCAUUUUCUCAUCCCCAUCAGCCCUUUGAAGGGAGUUUUGAGGCAAAAUGGGUCAAUCACAAAGCAUUGUGUGUCCAGCUGCGGAGUCUGGGGGGCAGCAACAGCAGCAGCUCCAAACACCAACAGUCCAAAGCUGUGUCUCAUUCCUCACUUCAUGCUCAUGUCGUGCCACCAGACCCAAACCUCUUCCCUCCAGCCCACGUGCCCAGGUGGCUGCAGGAGCAGCUCAUGGUGGUGGGUGCUGUGGCCACCUUUAGGGGGAAAAUAAUAAUACAUAGGCUACAACCCUUGGACUCUGCUAGGCAGUGCAGUCAGAGGUCUUUUCGUGACUGUGACCAGAACUGGAUAUGAACUGUAGCUUAAAAAAGUAGGAAUUUUGCAAACUUGAAAUCUCUCGAUUUUACCCUUGUCUCCUUUUGCUGGAAAGCCACACGAUGAAUGUAUAUGCUUUACCUUUCUAUCCGACAUGACUGAAAAUCAGACUGCCAACUCCUUGUUUUGUAUUAGCCUUUUUUUUUAAAAAAAAAGGAAAGUUUGUGAGCAAUAUAUGUAGCAUGCUGUGAACGUCUGUUUUGAUCUUUAUAGUUACUCUUUAAUCCAUCAGUAUUAACACCAGUUCUUUUUUGUGUUCCCCUUGGUACUUCGUAUGCAGUGUAAGCAGAAGCUGUGAUCGGCUUUGCAGUCCUGUGCCAUGUUACUGUAACUCCCUGAUUUUUUAGGAAGCACCUGACUGUGGGCCACCCUGGGGCAGGUAGCGUGCCCGUACACGACUGCCACUUUUCAGUCUCUUGUACUAUGUAUAGUUCUAAGUAGAAUAAGCUUUUUAACAGAAUAUUGAUGCGGUUAUUGAUGAGUCACGCAGGCUGCAAGUGUCUGGUGUGUGAGAGUCUUUGUAUUUAUAGUUGUUGGGGUUUGGUUUUUUUGUUUUGUUGUUUUGUUUCGUUUUUUUUUUUUAAUUCAUAAAGUAGCAAACUUGAUAAACAUAGCCACUUUAAACUGCUCUUGCUAAACAGACCCUGCUGUAGAUAAGAUACCACUGUAGAUACAGGGAGAAGCACCAGCCGACCUCUCUCGACUGUGGGGAGCCAAGCCCCUCUCUGCACAAAGCACGGUCCGAGCCACACGGCCACCCUGCCUGUGACCCAAACACAGCCAAGGUUGGGGCCUGGCAUCUAUUUCAGCCCCCUGUGCCCCUAAGCCUGCUGCAGGCUGCCUCCCACACUCUGCUCACCAGUGCACGGGGCAAGCACCAGCUCGCUGGCAUGAGAGGGAUGGACAGACCAGCUGCUGGACCACGAACACGGUCAUGGCACUUCUGCAGCCAAAAAGCUUCCCAGCCUCUCUCGAGUGCAAAAAUUAGCCCCUGAUUUGCUGACUGCAGAGCUUGGCACGUGGGGGUAAGAAGCAGCACUGGCUCCCUGUUGGCAGGCGUGGGUCUGAGCCCCCUUGGCUGGGGCAGCAGGCAGGGCAGCACCGUGCCCAGAGAGGGGUGUUCCACUGCAUCUCCCACCUCUGACCCUCUGGACAGGGGGUGAAUUGUACCCAGCCCAGCAGCUGUCAGCUCCUGCCUCCUCGUGCUGCGGCCGUGCGGGCGUUUUGGGACGGAGGGUUAAGGACAGAGCUCUGAUACUGUAGCUCCCUGCCACCCCCAGGAAGUGAGGAAGUGUGGUAGCUCUGUGGGUCCCAAAGGCCCUACAGCAUCCUGUGGGCAGGUGGCACAUCUCCUGUCCUGCCUCCCAGGUCACCACCUGUCCUGAGCCCCAGGGAUAGGCCACGGGAUCCAUGCUUUCAUGGGAGGUUUGCCUGCAAGGUGAGGCAGCUGCUAGGAACUCACUGUGGGUUCCCACAGCAGCUUUUGUCAUUUCUUUCCUGUUGUUGCUGGUUGGGUUUGUUGUUUUUUUUCUUUUUUUUUGAAAGGACAGACUGACCUAGUGGGAUGGAAUUUUUUGUGUGUGACUUUUGUUAGUUUUUAAGUUACCCGACUUGAAUUUAUCUGAACAGAUGCAGAAGGAACUUUCUUUUUUUUGUGAGUUAAGAGACAAAAUUGCAUUUUUAAACAAAGGAAUCAUGUAUUAACAUUUUAACAGCAAUUCAUAAAUCUGCACUUUUUAUGAGGUUUUGAAAAAUCUAUUUAUAGGUACGGAACAAUGGGGUUUGUUUAAAACUGUAUCGCAUUUAUACUUGCUGAAAUUACUUUCAUUGUUAUCAGUAGGAAUUUCAUUGGUUAAAUAAAAUGGAUAAAACCUGA
Messenger RNA from Serinus canaria (Common canary), 9868 nucleotides. RefSeq names its product sestrin 3 (gene SESN3). Gene Ontology annotation, molecular function: L-leucine binding; oxidoreductase activity, acting on peroxide as acceptor. NCBI's taxonomy places the organism in Eukaryota, Metazoa, Chordata, Aves, Passeriformes, Fringillidae. The record is from RefSeq and is a predicted model, not a curated record. The transcript is spliced from 10 exons. Gene Ontology annotation, biological process: cellular response to leucine starvation; regulation of response to reactive oxygen species; cellular response to L-leucine. The coding region runs from base 124 to 1644 and encodes 506 amino acids. Gene Ontology annotation, cellular component: nucleus.